Molecule: messenger RNA, 1673 nt
Organism: Ilex paraguariensis (yerba mate)
Lineage: Eukaryota; Viridiplantae; Streptophyta; Magnoliopsida; Aquifoliales; Aquifoliaceae
Source: the annotation of a GenBank genome assembly
AACCGAUAUCUGGAAGUCCGAACACACACACACACACACACACACAGUUAGUUACUGCAGUAUAUAGAUACAUUUAGAGAUAAUCGUGCUGUGAAUAUCAAACAAAAGAUUGAGAAAUAUGUACUAUAGUUUUGCUCCUCUGCUCUGAAUCUCACUCUACACCCUAACAACUCCGACAUUCGUAGCUCUCUGUUUAGAGCUACUGAUUGAUUAAGGUAAAGAAGUGCACAAUGUCUUGGAAGAGCAGGGGAGCAGAGCCAACUUCAAAGAACAUUGUGUCUCGAAAAUUGACUAUUUUACUCUGUUUUGGCUGCUUCUGUGCUGGGAUGUUCUUCACUGACCGCAUGUGGACAGUGCCAGAAGCUAAAGGCAUGUUAAGGACAAAAGGGAUUGAAGAUGAAAAGCUAAAGUUGGUCUCAAACGGUUGUGAUCCAAGAUUAAAGGAUGUAAAGACGGAGUCCAAGAAGUCCAAGGACAUUUUAGGGGAAGUUUCAAAGACGCAUCAUGCUAUACAAACACUUGAUAAGACAAUUUCAAAUUUGGAGAUGGAAUUAGCUGCUGCAAAGGCCAUGCAAGCUUCUAUUCUCCGUGAUUCUCCCCUGUCUGAAGAUUUGAGGAUUCCUGAUGUAACUAAGAAAAGGAAGUAUUCAAUGGUCAUAGGCAUUAACACUGCUUUUAGCAGCCGAAAGAGAAGAGACUCUGUCCGUGCUACUUGGAUGCCUCAAGGUGAUAAACGAAAGAGGCUAGAAGAAGAAAAGGGCAUUAUAAUUCGAUUUGUGAUAGGGCACAGUGCUACAUCUGGCAGUAUUCUUGAUAGAGCUAUUGAAGCAGAGGAUGGGAAGCAUGGGGACUUGUUGAGGCUGGAACAUGUUGAGGGGUACCUUGAACUGUCUGCCAAGACAAAGUCAUUUUUCACUACAGCUGUUGCUUUAUGGGAUGCAGAUUUCUAUGUUAAAGUAGAUGAUGACAUACAUGUAAAUAUAGCAACACUGGGAGCAACUUUAGGUAGGCAUCGUUCAAAACCCCGGGUGUAUAUUGGAUGCAUGAAAUCUGGUCCCGUCCUUGCUCAAAAGGGAGUGAGAUAUCAUGAACCUGAGUACUGGAAAUUUGGUGAGGAAGGAAACAAAUAUUUUCGCCAUGCUACAGGGCAGUUAUAUGCCAUUUCAAAAGAUUUGGCUACUUACAUAUCAAUCAACCAGCAUGUGCUACACAAGUAUGCUAAUGAGGAUGUCUCAUUGGGAUCUUGGUUUAUUGGAUUGGAUGUGGAGCACAUAGAUGACCGGAGAUUAUGUUGCGGAACCCCACCUGGUAACAAUACACUAUUAUGUAGUUUUAUUUGCUUAAAUUCUCAGCUUACUCACAAGAGACCAAUCACAGUGAAGCUAGUCAUGUUUUGGUGCAAUGCAUCAGCACACCUUGUCACUACCCCCUGUUCUAUGUCAUUGACUGUGAGUGGAAGGCACAGGCAGGCAACAUCUGUGUUGGUUCCUUUGAUUGGCGUUGCAGCGGAAUUUGCAACUCUGCUGAUAAGAUUAAGGAGGUCCAUCGACGGUGUGGGGAAGGUGAGAAUGCUCUGUGGAGUACAGUUUCCUGAGAAAGGGAAACUUGUUCAACCUCUGGAAGAUGCACGUACGUACGAGCUACGAGUUUGUAUUAAGGAUUUGAUUAUUUAA